AUGACUGGAACUGAGCGUAAAGUAUUUCAGAAAUACUAUCCACCAGACUAUGAUCCAUCUAAGCUUAAACGUGUUAAAAGUGCCGGAGGCAGAGGAAGGAACAGACAAUUCGUUCAACGUGUUAUGACACCGUUCAAUAUGCAAUGUAACACAUGUCAUGAGUAUAUUUAUAAGGGGAAAAAGUUUAAUAUGAAGCGUGAAACGGCUGAGGGAGAAACGUAUUUGUCGCUGAAGCUCUUUCGAUUCUAUUUCAAAUGUCCCAAUUGCUUAGCAGAAAUAACAUUCAAAACAGAUCUGGAGAACUGUGAUUAUCAAAUGGAACAUGGCGCUACGCGUUUAUUCGAAGCUUUCAAACUGUAUAAAGAGGCUGAGCGAGCUAAAGAAGAACAAGAAGAGGAAGACAAGAAAGAUCCUAUGAAAAUGCUCGAAAAAAGAACUAUGAUGAGUAGAGCUGAAAUGGAAGCAAUGGGUAAUUUGGAAGACCUACAAGAAAUAAAUCGACAGAAAGAAGGCGUCAAUACUGAUUUGUAUAUUGAUCAAACGAAUCCUAACCUAUCUAUAGCUGAGAAAAUUCGUCUACAGGAAGAUGCUGAUGAAGCAUAUGUUCAAGCUCUAUUCAGUAAUAAAGGCAAGAAACGAGAAUUGAUAGAUGAAGUAGUUGAGGAAGAAGAGGAGGCAUAUAUACCCGGAACGAGCCAUUCAAUGAAUGUAAAAUCUGAGGAAGUGGAUGAGAAACCGGAGUUCAAGGCUCCUGUUGAGCCAAUAAGUAAACGAAAAACAGAUCAAAAAAGUUUAUUAUCCAAGCUUGUAGUUGUGAAGAGAUCGAAGCCUGGGAUAAAACAAGAACCUCUCGAUGAUAGUGAUGCAGGACCUUCAACUAGUGGUACUACACGGGUUGUUCCUACGCCGGUACAACCGUCAACUUCCUCAGGAGGAGCAUCAGGUUUAAUGGGAUUGGCUGGAUAUGGUAGUGAUUCGGACAGUGAUUAG
Messenger RNA from Auanema sp. JU1783, 990 nucleotides. NCBI's taxonomy places the organism in Eukaryota, Metazoa, Nematoda, Chromadorea, Rhabditida, Rhabditidae. The record is from the annotation of a GenBank genome assembly.